Saccoglossus kowalevskii is the source of this 1891-nucleotide messenger RNA. RefSeq names its product G protein-coupled receptor 137Ba-like. The record is from RefSeq and is a predicted model, not a curated record. Gene Ontology annotation, cellular component: lysosomal membrane. Gene Ontology annotation, biological process: positive regulation of TORC1 signaling. NCBI's taxonomy places the organism in Eukaryota, Metazoa, Hemichordata, Enteropneusta, Harrimaniidae.
UCAUUUUCAGGGAACCUCGAUAUGCCAAGCUGCUACAACAUGUGUCUUUAUUAUAUUGUUAUAUGUAUCUAGGGUUAUUUAUAAUCUCAUAGCAGUGAGUCCACUUCCUAUGCCAACAUUCGGAUUUAUGUGGAUAAAUGUCUCUGAUCAGGCAGAUGCAGUAGACCUUGAAGGAUAUAAAUAUAUUACAUUUGGAAUUAUAUUAUUUGUCUGGGAAUUAUUGCCAACAUUUAUUGUGGUUGUGUUCUUCAGAGUAAAAAGGCCUACACCGGUUCCAUUGAUGACAUCUUCUGGCAGUCCUGGCCACAACUAUCGUGAUUCACGUGCUUAUUUCUUUGAUAAUCCUCGAAGAUAUGACAGCGAUGACGAUUUAUCAAAAACUAACGCACCAAGAGACAUUCACAAUUGUGACAUUUCAUCACUUCCUAGAACACCUAUUAACAGCAUCACGCCGGCUGAGAGGGGUUACGGCACAAUUACAAGAAGUAGCAGUUAUCCGUCUGGUCAGUUUGCUGGUAUACCUGGUACAACGCCACCACUCUUAUUCUCAUCAGGCAAUGUAUUUUUAGGUGGCAAUACACCUGUCAAUGACUAAGAACAAUGUUGUAUUAGGUGAUUAGUUUGAUUGUUGGUAGUUACCUCCAGAACAGUUCACUUGCUGGAUUGGAUCGUUCAGGUACUUUCAAUCUGUUACUGGACUGUGAUAUGGUUUUUCAAUGCCCUUUAUUGACAAAUCUCGCUAUGAUAUAGAAAUAAUCGACUUUAGUUGGGUAUGUGGUCACUCGAUAGACUACAACAUCCUUCAAAAAUAGUAUUUUGAAUGAUAACAAAAUGUCACAGCUGUAUUCCAUCACUAGAGGGCGCUGUUACUUAUGGAAAGUUUAUUGGUUGCAGUCAAUCCAAAGUAAUUUGUGCCUGAUUGGUUACCUAAUCCUAACAGUCAGACCAAUCAGAGAGCAACUUCUUUGGUGACAGUUUUUUUUUUUUGACUUGUUAUGCCUUGUAUAUAUGCUUCAACUCAGUUGCAGUAUUAUAAGUUGCUUUUGGGGAAGUGGGAUUACCGUACUCGACCGUGAUAGCGCCCAGGGUCCUCAACUCAUAAAAUUUAGGGGCUUACCCGAGCACCCCCUCGGAAAAGAGUGCAACUGACAAUUUUAAUUCACUGUGUGACAGAUUGCGGGGAUAUUAUGUCUUUGAAAGUUUGAGGGAAAAUAAAAUUACGAAAUUAGGUGCGUCGUCAUUGACUCUUACAAUGAAGAAACAGAAAUGGUCAAAUAUGCACAUUUUAUUACAAUAUUAAAAUUUACGAGAUUAAAAAUAUUUGAGUCUGUUUGAACACAGUCAAAGUCAAAAUCUUCAUCAUUAUUGCCACUAACGUACGUGUCGGAUCAUACGCAAACUCUUGAUAAAAUGCACUUUCCGCCAUGAUAUAUUUGCAUUUGACCUGCAUCAAUGUCCUUUGACCUAAUGGGUUAAGUCUGUUAUUAUCCAAUCAAAAUGCUGUGUGGUACCGACGCAAUUCUUUGGAAAUUCUCGAAGACUCUGGUAACACAAUGCGGAAGUGAAUUAUCGAUGUCGAAGUACGAUCUAUUGGAAUUGAUUUUGGCGAAUAAACGACAUGUUUGUUUUUUUAAAAUGGUAACUAGCAAUUAUUAUCGGUAAACUGAAUACGGCAUGCAAUAUUUACUGCAUUUUACUUUUAUUAACAGGUCAUUGUCGAAGCGUAGUUUAUGCAUUGUUACCGUAGUCUAUGCAUUCACAACAUAUUCGCGGCAGUCGAUAUCCAUGCUGUAUCAUGAUACAAAAACGAUUACCAGUAUUCGUUAAGCAAUGAUCAAAGACCAAGUUUUAAAUUAUCGGCAUUGUGACCCUGAGUAUAAAAAUUGCGCAA